Aptenodytes forsteri (emperor penguin) is the source of this 525-nucleotide messenger RNA. RefSeq names its product structural maintenance of chromosomes protein 4-like. The transcript has 4 exons. The record is from RefSeq and is a predicted model, not a curated record. Gene Ontology annotation, biological process: mitotic chromosome condensation. The coding region runs from base 1 to 525 and encodes 174 amino acids. Lineage: Eukaryota; Metazoa; Chordata; Aves; Sphenisciformes; Spheniscidae.
AUGCCAAGCAAGAGCACCAAAACCUCUACAGCAGCCCAUCGGAAAGGCAGAGAGCCCUUAGAGGAGUCCACCAGUGACAUGGAAGUGGAAAAUGAGGGCAACAGACAGCUUGGCGAAGUACCUCCACAAGCAGUCUCAAAUGAGGUGCUUGAUAAUCGAAGUUUAGAAGAGAUUUUGGGUAGCAUCUCUCCUCCCCCACCUCCAACAAUGACCAAUGAAGCUGGUGCUCCUCGUCUCAUGAUAACUCAUAUUGUAAACCAGAACUUCAAAUCCUAUGCAGGGGAGCAAACUUUGGGACCUUUUCAUAAGCGUUUUUCAUGUAUUAUUGGGCCAAAUGGCAGUGGAAAAUCCAAUGUCAUUGAUUCAAUGCUUUUUGUGUUUGGGUAUCGAGCACAAAAAAUUAGAUCCAAAAAACUCUCUGUGCUGAUCCAUAAUUCUGACGAACAUACGGACAUCCAGAGUUGUUCUGUGGAAGUCCACUUCCAAAAGAUCAUUGACAAGUUUGAGCUGGGGAAGACUUCAUAG